AUGCAUCUUACCGGUAUUUUUCUUCUACUAGUAUUAUGUGCUUCGAUUGGUACAGUUUCAUCUUUGUCAUGGAACGGACUGGUAUCAACAGUACUGGGAUGGCUAGGUUUGAGUGAUCCGAUAAAUAAAAUCAAAACUGAAACAUGUUCAUAUUUUGCUAACCAUCCCGAUCGUGCUAAUGAAACAUUUAUCAAGAUCAAUCAAGCAUUACAAAGCAAAAAUACGACACAACAAAUGUUUGCUACUACUCUGGCUUAUAUUAAUGAUCCUGUGAAUCAACUGAAACUAGUUAGUAAUACAACCGCCUGUCCAAUGUUUAUUGAUGAAUUUAUAAAUGCACUUGUGACUGAUUAUCAAAACGCACGAGCCAAUACACAAACUGCUCGACAAAAUGCAGUAAACAAACUAAAAGAACUUUAUACUACGUAUAAACUUUGGUGA
This is a messenger RNA of Rotaria sp. Silwood1, 441 nucleotides long. NCBI's taxonomy places the organism in Eukaryota, Metazoa, Rotifera, Eurotatoria, Philodinida, Philodinidae. The record is from the annotation of a GenBank genome assembly.